Molecule: messenger RNA, 6238 nt
Organism: Parus major (Great Tit)
Lineage: Eukaryota; Metazoa; Chordata; Aves; Passeriformes; Paridae
Gene: TINAG
Product: tubulointerstitial nephritis antigen
Exons: 11
Coding region: 120-1529 (469 amino acids)
Biological process (GO): proteolysis
Cellular component (GO): lysosome
Molecular function (GO): cysteine-type peptidase activity
Source: RefSeq, a predicted model, not a curated record
GCUUUCUGUUCAGAUUUCUUUCUGAUUUCUAACUGGAGGUACUACAUCUAGAGUAAAUGAACAUUUGCUGAGAAAGUAAAGGACAACAAGCCUCAAAAAAGGCUUCUAGAGGCACAGGAAUGUGGCACAAAAUUCAGAUAUUGCUCUUAUAUUGCGUUGCCAGUGAAGUUUUGAUGGCAAGGCAUCUUGAUUCUAGAAGAAAUUUCUCCCAAGGACUUUAUUCUGUAGCAGACAGUGGUUCUGCUAAGUGGAACAGGAUUAAAAGGAGUCUGUAUCAGGGGAGGUCCUGCAGGAUACGAGGCUGUUGCACAGGAAGAGAUGAUGACUGCAGCUUUACCAUUGUCUCCAGAGCAGCCAUAUGUUACUGUGACCAGUACUGCACCUCAGGCUCUCCUGGGCCUGUAGACUGUUGUGCUGACUACUGGGAUGUCUGCAGCCACCCUGUGGAGCCCACCAGGUCAGAGGAGCCUUGGCUGCCUCCGGCAUGGGGUUGUUAUAAAGAUGGCCGAUAUUACGGAGAAGGAACAAUAAUUAAAGACAACUGCAAUUCCUGCAAAUGUUUCAACAGUCUCUGGAAAUGUUCAACAGACGUAUGCCUUGUUCGCCAAGACUUAAUUCAGCACAUCAAUUCUGGAGAUUAUGGAUGGAAAGCUGACAACUACAGUCAGUUCUGGGGAAUGACAGUGGAAGAAGGUUUCAAAAAGCGCCUGGGCACCUUCCCUCCAUCUCAUUCUUUGUUGAAUAUGAGAGAAGCUCCUGGAAAGUCACUUCCAGAGGACAAGUUUCCUGAAAUUUUUUCAGCCACUUAUGAGUGGCCUGAGUGGAUUCACGAUCCUCUGGAUCAGCGAAACUGCGGAGCAUCCUGGGCUUUUUCAACCGCAAGUGUUGCGGCAGAUAGAAUAGCAAUUCAUUCAAAGGGUCAGAUCACAGACAACCUUUCUGCUCAGAACUUGAUCUCUUGUGACACCAGGAAUCAACAUGGAUGUAAUGGUGGAAGUAUUGAUGGUGCCUGGAGGUAUCUGAAAACACACGGGGUUGUAUCGUAUGCUUGUUAUCCAUCAUUUUGGAACGAACACCUGGGGCCGUCAGCUGAAAAUCAGUGUUAUGUGUCAAGUGAGCAUGGAAAAAACCAUACAAAUGGGCCAUGUCCCAAUGCUUUUGAAAAAUCCAAUCGGUUAUACCGGUGUGCCUCUCACUACAGGGUGUCCUCAAAAGAAACUGAUAUAAUGAAAGAAAUCAAGGACAGAGGACCAGUGCAAGCUAUAAUGAAAGUGUAUGAAGAUUUUUUCCUGUACAAAGAGGGAAUAUAUCGACGCUCCCCGAAAGCAGGAUCUAAAUGGAAAACUCAUUCAGUCAAACUCCUUGGGUGGGGAGCAUUACGUGACAAAAAUGGACAGAAACAGAAGUUCUGGAUUGCUGCAAACUCCUGGGGAAAAUCCUGGGGAGAAAAUGGUUAUUUUAGGAUUCUACGUGGACAAAAUGAGUGUGAUAUUGAGAAGCUGAUUUUAGCUACAUUGGGACAGCCAUAGUUUAUCUGUACCAUACUCUGCUUGAUGUAUCUAUUCUUCCCACUGUUGUAUAUCGAGUCUUUAUUGGGAAAUAAUAAUGUCUUCUCCCUAAGUUACCUUUGUAUCAGCCCUCAUGAGGUCUUCCUGGAACACACUGCAGAAUUCACAGCACUCUUGGAUCUCACCUAGUACAAGCAUAUUUUUAGACUAAAAGCAUGUUAUAUCCAGGACUACUGAAGACCUUGAUGGCUCACAGAGCAGGAAGUUCCCUCCUGAUUGAAAAAUGCCUGAAAAAAAUGGAGUUACACUAUUAACAUUAAUCUCUUUACAAUACAUACAAUGAUCAGAAAUUAUUUCAGAAAUAUUAUGUGCUCUUCCAAACAAAAUUGGCUCAGACAGCUCAUGGUCAUACUGGAUAAUAAAUUCCAAAGAAAUGUAAGUAGUUCUGAUCCUGCAGCUGAAGAAUUAUUUCCUAUCUGCCUUCCUUACAACUAAGUAGAUAAGUUGUAUCUAUGUAUCAAUAUCUCAUCCAGGAAAUUAAUUUUUUUCCCACAAAGUUGGUGCAUUCAGUGUAAUACAAAAAUAGCUUGCAGUGACAGAGUUUAUUCCUGUUCCUGCAACCACAUCCAAAACUGUACAAUUUUAAUAAUGUUUUAAUUAAAAUAUAAAAAGAAAAUGUAAUUUCUUCUUAAUUCAGCCUAGACUAGACUAAUUACUGAACUGCUUGCCUUCCACUCCCUUUUUAACCUGAGAAAAGGCAUGUGCCAACACUCCCCAAAGCCUGUUGUAAACAGAAAAAGAUGGAAAAGAUAUUCUGUUGUUUGUCUCAACUGACACAUCUGUAAUCCAGGCACAGUUCCUGGUGCUGGUGGUCAGGAUCACUAGUGCAAAUGAGACACCCAGAAUUCCCAAUGCGUCCAUAGCUACUUCUGUCUGAAGAAGCAGCUUUUUGACCCAUAUCCCCUCCUAUAAGCAUUGCUGGAAAUCUUGACAAGUUUGAGGACUGUUUUGCUUAUUUGCUAAUUAAAAUAUCAAUAUUGAAACUACUGACAUAAGAAGAAAUUAAAUACUUUCUAGCCCUUUCAGUUUCAAUUAAUCCAAAGGCCAAAUGCCAACUGGAAUAAAAUUAUCUAUGAAAGAAAACAUGGCAUAUUAAAUAAAUGGGGGGGAAAAGCUGCCAUGAAAUAUCAGUGAACAAAGAAUUUCCAGGUGUACCUUCAGUGUAUUUAAUAAUGUCCAUUCUAUCUAGAAUAAGAACUUGUUUUCUAAUGUCAUCAACAAGUUCCUUCAAGAACUUUUCAUGGCAGUGGUAUGCAACAAAUGCCCAUGCCUCUGAAAUAACCUCUCUUAAACUAGAGUUGGGCGACAAUUUAUGUUGUAUCACUUAAAGGAGCUAUUGUUAAAAUGUCAGUACCAUACUGCAGCACAACAAGCCUUCUGCAGCCUUUAGUGUCAUAUAGUAAACUGAAUUUAGACACAAAAACCCUUUAUCACUUGAAAUUUGUAGAAAAUUGUAACAUAAGCAAUUUUAGAAGCUCUAAGUGCUCUGAGAGAAAUAACUCUUCUAGUUUUAGUGAGCUAAGCCAGUACUUGAGAGGAAAGUGUACUGAAUCAUCUGCACACCUAUUUCCCAACCUCUUGGUAUGUAUUGAUUCCAUAAAUGUCAAGAUUUCAGAAGAGUAUAAUUUAACUUUGGAGUGAAUGACACUGUAAAAACACAUUCAGUAAACUCUGGGGAGGGAUUAUUUAUUUCAACUUCAAAUUGGUUUGCACUGCUGUGGCUUUUACUUUUGCCAGCAGCUGUCACUGCUCCUGAUUUCCUUAUGAGACCUUUCUAAUAUCUGGUAUGUAAUGUUAAGCUUCUUAUUUAGGACGGUUGCUUUGUCCUGGAUACCCAGAGUGAGAAUCCUCAAGGUGAGCUUCCCUGGGGCAUGCUGAAAUCAGGGAGGCUUCAGAACUUCAAGCCAGCACUGGGACUCAAAGCUGCAAAGCUUUACGUGCAGCUUAGUGCAACAUGUUUUAUAGGAAUAUAACCUGGAACAAGAGGAAAAAGAACUCCCACGGACAUAAGGAGUAAGGACAAGACAAGUCCUGAGAACAAGAGAACUGUUUUCCGGUAGAUGCAGGGAUCAUGGAAAGUUGCCAGACUAAGAGCAAACCUGAAGAGAGGAGCUACACUUCUAGAAAUCAGAAUAAGAGAGAGAUAUGUUUGUAAAUCUUUUCAACAUAAUGUUUUACUAGAGAUGUGACAGGAACUUGCACUUGGGCACUUAAUGCUAUACCUACCAUUUGGAAGCUGUUUCCUAUAUGAACUUGCAUCUUUGCAUCCAUUCAUCACUGCAAGGACCAAGCUUUUAUCAGGAUAGAGGCUGUGUCCUUGCCUCAGUUAACAGCAAAUUAUAACACUGCUUUAUUAUAAGUUCUCCUGUAUCUCCUCAGUCAAGAUACAUCUGUAUCCAGUUAUCACGUUUAUUUCCAGACAAUGUGGAGUCUCCCAGCUCUUGAAAUUUUCUGGUCCCACCUUGUUCAGCAGUCACCCUGACCCAAGGAUGGUGGCAGAAGUCAGAGAGGGCUGCAGAGCAAGCACCUCUGACUCAAGUAAGUUUUAGGGCAUAUUAAAGACUGAAUGAAUGCAAUGAAAGGAAUAAAUUUUCUCUUUUCUUUAUAAGUCUAGCUGUCAAAUGCACACACAGUGCAUGUUAUUUCUUCAUCUAUAACAAUUUAUUGUUUUUUCUGGAAAUCUUUAUCAUGGAGCAGCACUAUACAAAGCUUUUCCUGGAGAAGGCAGCUAAAGAAGAAGCCUGAGGCAGGAGGUCAGACUCUACUCACCAUUGAAAUCCUCUGUGCUUUAAAGGUUUUGGGGUUCUUGAAGCUCUGGGCUGCCUCAGGCUCUGUAUGAAAUAUUUUAGGCUUAUCUGGAUGUUUUAUUCAGCUCUUCCAAUAGUGAUAGUCACACAAACACAUAGACAGGAACCCAUUAAUUUAAACUGCUGCCUUAUUAUAAGCACAAUUGCAUUUCCAUUGCAAAACUCUGGAGACUAUAAUCGUAUAUUUCUCACUGCAGCAAAAUGUGCAUACAAACACAAGUAUAGUUCAUUAUGUCUAUCAAAUCAUAAUAUAUGGCCCAAUAUGUCAUCAAAGGAAAACUCCUAGAAAACUUCUGAGCAGAAGACAAAUAUUUAGUCCUAAUGUGCUGCACUGUCAUACUGUGAAGGAUUCAGCUCUUGGUUCAAAUUCAUCAGCAAUAUUGUUAUUGCAUGUAGUUGUAAUACUGCUCUUACUCAGAAUGAUAGACUUGGAAAAGACCUCUAAGAUCAUCAAGUCCAACCCUUAACCUAGCGCUGCCAAAUCCCUAACAUGCACCCUUAAAUGGCACAUCUACAGCUCAUUGAAAUACUUCCAGGGAUAGGGACUCAGCCACUUCCUUGGGCAGACUUUCCAAAGUCUUGAAAACCCUUUCUGUGAAGAAAUUAUUCCUAAUAUCCAAUUUAAACCUCCCCUGGCACAACUUGAGGCCAUUUCCUCUUGUCCCGUCACUUGGCAGAACAGACUAACCCACCAAUUUUUGAUAAGGUGCCCCUCCAGCCUCCUUUUCUUCAGGCUAAACAAAUUCAAUUUGCUCAGCCUUAUAAGACUUGUGCUCCAGCCAAAAGCCUUCUCUUCAUCAAGAAACUUGGAGACAGUGAAACUGUUGGAAACAAUCAAGGAUUGUUUGGAUUUUUGGAAACAAGGUUUUAUAAAUUGCACGUCUUCUUUUUUAAACUACAGAAGAAGUUUUUUUAAGAGCACUGUGUACUACUUACUAGCAGGAUCCCCUACAUGUGAAAAAGUGUAUUAAAAGUGUGACCUCAAUAGAACCCAAAUUGCUGAAGUCUGUGAAAGUCUUGGCAUCAGAAGAAAGGCAAAAAGGGUAUAAGAAGAGGGAGGGGAGAAGUGGUUUAAUAAUUCUUUCUGGUUACCACCAGGUAUGGAAGCAAAAACAAAUUCUACUUUUGUCUUGGAAACAAAAUUCAGCAAGUUUUUCUAGGCUUCAGCUCAGUCUAAAGUAAAAAAUAAGGCCAUAUUUACAGAUUUUUCAGCAAGUCUGGGCCAAGCUUUGACAAAGUCUAAAGCAGCAAUAUGUUUCAACUGGAAUCAUCAUCUUGUUAUAGUUCCACUCCACCCAGUCUGGCAUGAAACUCAGUCCUGUUUCACUCUAAUUUACUUCUUGGAAAACUAACAAAAAUCAAAAUGGAUUGUAACAGGAGAUUAUCUCAACUGUACUGAAGUAAUGCACCAGAAUUCAAAACAAACCAAAACCAAAAUAUCUUUGAUGUCUAUUAAAUAUAGAUCCUGCCAAAUUUCAUACAACACUGCUAAAAAAAAUACAAGAGCCACAGUAGUGGCUGCCCUAGUGACAUUUUCAAGGUGAAUAACUGCAUAAGGAUUCAUCCAAUAAAAUAAGACAGAGGGAAAAAGUACAGCUAAUCACUCAUUUUUCCAAGCCCUGAAGAAUUUAUUGUUCCAUUAAACAGGAAACCUUCCUUCUUUGAGUGAAGUUUGGAUGAACAGAUGGCAUUUCACUAAUUGGCUACUUUUAGUGUGGAUUUUUGUUCACUCUUCUGAUGCUUCUCUGUCCCUCAUGGCAUGCUGCCUUUUAAUGUGUUUGCAUUUCUUGUGUUACCUUUGUUAUUACUGAUGUGCUGAUGUUCGGGACACUGAAGGUGAUAUUAAAAUAAGGUUGCAGGCAA